This is a messenger RNA of Rhopalosiphum maidis (corn leaf aphid), 969 nucleotides long. RefSeq lists its product as uncharacterized. The transcript has 8 exons. Bases 1 to 969 code for a protein of 322 amino acids. Gene Ontology annotation, biological process: cytokine production; positive regulation of transcription by RNA polymerase II. The record is from RefSeq and is a predicted model, not a curated record. NCBI's taxonomy places the organism in Eukaryota, Metazoa, Arthropoda, Insecta, Hemiptera, Aphididae.
AUGGUCAUCGGUUUGAUCAGGGGCGCCAUGAGAAAAAUCCAGUGCCAUAUGAUCGCCGAUUCUUUCACCAAGGUCCAAGAUACACCAGAUUCAAUCAAUUAUAAAGAAACAGAUCAACAGAUGUCAUUGAAGAAGCAAUAUCAAAGAGACAUAGCUAAUCUACUGCAGACAAAUCUUUCAACUUUCCAAACAGCAAAUUCAUUUGUUAAUACUACUGUCAAUUACUUAAUACCAAGUACAUCUUACCAGCCUAAUUAUCAACAUGGCUUACACCGGUCAAAAAGAUUAAGACGUAGUAAUGCUCCUGAAUAUAUAUCAGCACCAGCAGUAUUUAAAAAUAUUGGAAAUGAUUAUGAUUUUCAACGGUCAAUGACUUCUAGUAAAGUAAAAAAAGAGACUGCUGAAGAUAUAAAUUUAUCAAAUUGGCCACAGAGAUGGAUUGAAGAAACUGAAUACAAAAAUGCCUUAGCUCAAGCAAAUAGUGUUAUAAAUAUUAAAGUCCAUUGGCGACAAAUGGGCACGUAUAGGUUUCCUCUUAGAAUGUUUCAGUCAUUGUCAAGUGUUUACAAACAUAUUGCAAAGUUAGAAGGUGUAGAUCCUUCACAUGUUCGUUUAUAUCGAAACCAAAGGAUUCUUUCACCAAAAGAUACACUAGAUUCAAUAAAAUAUAAGAUAACAGAUGCCAUCGAAGGCGAUAUUACAUUUUUGGAAAGCCCCAAGUGUACAACCUAUACUGCAUUAGGUAAAGAAGAAUUGGUGACGUAUAAAAUAACACGACAGGCCAAGAGUCCAAUCAUUGUAAAGAUGAGGAAAACGGAUAAAAUGUCAAUCUUGUAUAUUAAACUGAAAGAAUUGUUAGGAAUAAAAUUAGACUCAUUUACAUUAAAGCUGAAUGGAGAUAAAGUUAAGUACAGUGACACAAUGGCAAGCUUAGGACUUGAAGGCGAUAACAAUAUUUCACUUGAGUAA